Toxorhynchites rutilus septentrionalis is the source of this 850-nucleotide messenger RNA. Its product is annotated as protein D3-like. The coding region runs from base 126 to 782 and encodes 218 amino acids. The record is from RefSeq and is a predicted model, not a curated record. The transcript has 2 exons. NCBI's taxonomy places the organism in Eukaryota, Metazoa, Arthropoda, Insecta, Diptera, Culicidae.
CACGAUUUAUCGUCAGUAUCAUUUCGACGGCGUCUGAAGCAACGUUUCGACCAGUCCAACCAGUUUUGAACUAUAGCGUAAUUUUUUUUUUCGCGUGUCAAACAAUUCAGAUUGGGACGAACGAUAUGGCACAUGUGAAACGCGGCUCAGUUGCAAUCAUUGCACUGUUUCAGCUGAUCUGCUACGCAGCUACCAGUGAGGCAGGUGCUGACACGGAUCAAGUACGGGAGCUCUUCAUUGAACACGAGGUGAUUCCAGACGUUGUGGAUGCAGCCCCAAAGGAACUCGCAAAGAUCACUUACGGUAGUGGAGUCACCGUAAAAGGUGGAAAUGAGCUAACCCCAACUCAAGUUAAAGAUCAACCCAAAAUCGAGUGGACGGCCGACCCAAACGCAUACUACACCCUCUUCAUGGUAGAUCCAGAUGCCCCAAGCCGAACGGAUCCCAAAUUUCGCUCCUUCUGGCACUGGUACGUGGGUAACAUCCCCGGAGACAAAAUUGAUGAGGGCGAUCACAGGAUUGCGUUUAUUGGUUCGGGACCACCGCAAGGCACUGGACUGCAUCGAUAUGUGUUUCUAAUUUACAAACAGAAUGGGAAGAUUGAUCUGUCCGAUGCACCACGCACCUCCGAACGCAGCUCGAACAAUCGGAAGAACUUCCAGCACAAGGAUUUCGUGAGCCGGUACAAAUUGUCAGAGCUAGUGGCCGGUAAUUUCUACAGAGCACAGUUCGAUGAUUAUGUACCAAAGCUGCAUGCGCAGCUCUCCUCCGGUACGGAGUGAGAACUCCAUCCGAAACGUAUCGGUUUGCAGCAUAAUAAACGUGCGAUACAAAAAAUAUGAGUAAAAAA